UUUUUCAAAAAAUUUUAGUGAGGAAUCUGCCACACCUAUAAUAAAUACUGUCCAUGAAGUAUUGGGGAAUACAAAUAACCUCUAGUAUUGCCAGAGAUCGUUUAAGCAUUAGAAAGAACAGACACCAGAUAAUUCUCAGAAAUUUUUCAUCCAAAAAGUUCAGUCCUCCUGAUACUUCCAAAGAGGGAAUAAAGCUGUACAUUUCUAGCAUUUAAGUUCCUAUUCCUGUUUCAGAAAGACAGCGUGACCCCUUCAAAGCCUGCACGGAGGAUCACCACGGCAAUCAGGGGUCAGGGCGCCGGGGCCGUGGCGAGGCAGACCCUGGGCAAGCAGCAUCCCCCUUGCCUAGCAAUCCAGCGGCUGGGCCAUGGAAAGAUGCGCUCGGAGGGACAAGCCACAGCCCCCCUGGGCUCUGGGGGCUGGCUGGGGACAGGAUUGAACACCUGACGCUUACAGAAUGAUCCACAACUUUCACAGAUUUCCCCGCUGAGCACUUCGGCGGACACAGAAAAGGCGAGGGGCAUUCACUGGUAGAUCGCCGGAGAAAAACGAGCGGACGACGAAACGUUUUGGAACACGAACUUCUGGGAGAGACAGAUGAAAGCAGCGGGAAGUGUGAAUCAUUCUGGCCAUAAACCAAGGUGGUACCACGACAAUCUCACCCGACACGCAGCAGAAGCGCUGCUGCUCUCCAAUGGGCGGGAUGGGAGCUAUCUUUUGAGGAAGAGUAACGAAAGGGAAGAUUUGUACUCCCUCUCUGUAAGGGGUAAAGAUUCUGUGAAACACUUCCAUGUUGAGCACACAGGAACUUCAUUCAAAUUUGGAUUUAAUGAAUUUUCUAGCUUGAGGGAAUUGGUCAUGCAUUUUGCAAACCAGCCUUUAAUUGGAAGUGAAACAGGAACUUUAAUUGUAUUGAAGCAUCCCUACCCACGGCAAGUGGAAGAACCUUCCAUUUACGAGUCCGUCCGAGUUCACACUGCAAUGCAGACAGGAAGGACAGAAAGUGACCUUGUCCCAAAUGCACCCUCACUCGGUACCAAAGAAGGAUAUUUGAUAAAACAAGGCAAAAUAGUCAAGAGCUGGAAAACAAGGUGGUUUACACUGCAUAGGAAUGAACUUAAGUACUUCAAAGACCAGACAGCUACGGAACCAAUUCGAGCACUUGACUUAACUGAAUGCUCAGCUGUGCAAUUUGACUAUUCCCAGGAAAGAGUCAAUUGUUUCUGUUUAGUGUUCCCACUAAGGACAUACUACCUGUGUGCAAAAACCGGGAUAGAAGCUGACGAGUGGAUUAAAAUCCUGCGGUGGAAACUGUCACAAAUACGGAAGCAGCUGGAGGAGCGCAAUGCCACCCUCAGAUCCUAGCUGUGUGCCAGCUGUGUGCCAGCACUCCUACUCCACCGGCAGGAAUUGCCUCUCUCCAUGGGGAAGGCAUUGCUUACCAGAGGGCAGCCUCACAUCUCCAGUGCCCCCACACAGAUGUCACCCACUGCACACACGGGAUCCUGCAGCUCUGGGUACUCUGGGGCUGCCGAGUCACACGUGGGGAUGGUUACAGAAUCACAGUGUGGGUUUGAGAAGUGUGGUGUAUGCCUGUAAUGCACUUGAUUCAAACACCUGCCACCUAAUCACAGAGGUGGUCACUGUUCAAAACUUUUGGGGUUAUUUCAGAGCACUCAUUAAUUUAUUGCAAGGUGCAUCACAACUAAGCAUCAGUAUCAUAUUCUGUAACCUUGAACCUUUUAUUUAAAACAGGUCCUUUCUGGAAACAUUAAAUAUCUUUUUAUUACCUGUUUAGGCUUUAAACCUAAAGAAAAAUGACAGAAUUACAUUUUGUAAAUAGUAUCUAUAUUGCAAUCCAAAGAGUAGUAUUUCAAGGCCUUUUUCAAAGUGACAGAUGCGUGACACUUAGUUCUGGUCACACAAAUUUUAAUUAGGUUUAGCUUUAUACCACAGUGAUGGCUACAAGGGUAUGUUUGUUUCAAACAGCAUGUGUAGGUAAUGGUGAGCAGCAUCAUGUAAGCACACUUGUAUACAAACCAGGGUUACGAGAAACACCAGCUGCUUCCUGGCACUCAUAGGACACACAUAUAACAGCUUACUAGACAGACAAGAAGUGGAUCCCAUGAUGUUGGGGCUGUACUCUAAAUAGAUGUUACAUUUUGGAAACAAAGUUUUGACACACUCCAGAGGCUCAAGACCAGACUGGCUCAGCUGCAAGAUCCCCUGAGCAAUUCUGUGCCUUCUCAAGGGCUGGGCAAAGAGGGGGAACCCUCUCUCCCUACAUAAUAACUAAAUUUCUGUUGAAACAACAUCUGCAAACAUCUCCUGCUAUGCAACACUGCAGUCUAUGUUUGGUAUUGCUCAUGCAGAAGGUAUUUCAUAAUUACCUUUACUGGGAGAAGAGUGCAGAAGAGGAAGGCAAAAGCACAUUGGAAGAAGAAAGAAAAUCUAGAUUUGGACAUAUAAAUAGCAUUUUAUUUCAACUUUAGAAAUUAAAAGUAUUUGUAAAUAUUUUUAUACAGACUGUUUUAUGAAUAAAAUGUCUUUAUAAAACUACCACAGGGCUUUUAUAUUCCUGCACUGUAUUGCUAAAGCUUUGUCCUUCUUUCUCCCUUAAUGAAGCUUUAACAAACUGGCAUCUCCCAUUUAGUUAAAAACCUUUGCUGAAUUUGUGUGAGAGAGAGGCAGCAUAAGGGGAAGAGAGAGAUUGUGCUCCCCAACAGCAUCACUGUCCUGUGAACAUGGCUUGGGAAUGGAGCUUGUAUGGGUUUCCUUGUAGGGAAACCACAAAGCCUCCCCUUUUUCACAGCAAAGGCUGCUUCACAAAACACUGAAAACAAGUUCAGCACAUGGUGUCACAAACUGAAGCCAGUGAAAGAAAUGGUGCUUGGGUGGCCUUGGAAGCUGUCACAGAUGGGUUGAGCAGAAGCAAACAGCAAGGGGAGGCUUUUGCUGGAACACAAACACAUUUUGACAGAAAUACACACACAUUCCAGCUGCAUCUGUAAUGGCCAGUAAUGAAAGUCCCAUUCCAGCUUAGUUUAAAUGGAAAAGGGUUGACUGACAAGGUGUAAUCUCUUUUUGAGCCAAGAACUCCCAGUUUUCCUUUCCAGCACCACUGUUUCCCCCCCAUCCUG
Taeniopygia guttata (zebra finch) is the source of this 3140-nucleotide messenger RNA. RefSeq names its product dual adaptor of phosphotyrosine and 3-phosphoinositides 1 (gene DAPP1). The record is from RefSeq and is a predicted model, not a curated record. Lineage: Eukaryota; Metazoa; Chordata; Aves; Passeriformes; Estrildidae.